Molecule: messenger RNA, 3156 nt
Organism: Coniophora puteana RWD-64-598 SS2
Lineage: Eukaryota; Fungi; Basidiomycota; Agaricomycetes; Boletales; Coniophoraceae
Product: AAA-domain-containing protein
Exons: 17
Coding region: 1-3156 (1051 amino acids)
Biological process (GO): protein import into peroxisome matrix
Cellular component (GO): cytosol; peroxisomal membrane; peroxisome
Molecular function (GO): ATP binding; ATP hydrolysis activity
Source: RefSeq, a predicted model, not a curated record
AUGCCACGACGCGCUCGAGUGCAUUAUGCACCGAUCAAAUCCUCGCUCGUCAACCUUCCCAUCUCCAUCUACGGUCCUCUCUUGGAGCGAAAUGUCCGUCCGCAAUCUCUUGCCAUACACCUCUCCCCCUCGCCUUCCCCCGCCUCCAAAUCCCAGUCCCAGUCCCAGUCCAAGAACCCCAAUGGCGUCUACGUCGGAUGGACAGGCAUGCCCUCCGCUUCAUCCCUCGCGCACUUCCAGUCUCAAGCAGCUGCAUCGGGUGACGACCGCGGUCUAGAGACCAUCGAGCUUGACCCGCAGUACGCCGUGGCCCUCGGCUUCGCGCAGGACGAUGUCGUCGAGGUUGGCCUCAUCCAUGAUCUCUCGCCUGCGAAGCGCGUCGGCACUGUGCCUGUUGGCGUAGAUGACUGGGAGAUCAUCGAGAUUCAUGCAGCGCACCUUGAGACAGCGUUAUUGUCUCAGGUGCGCGUCGCGUCUGUUGGGCAGGAGGUGGAUGUUUGGGUGCAGGGACGGACGAGGGUGCGGUUGAGAGUCGAGUCUAUUGAUCCGCCACCACCCUCCCGUUCACCUGCUGCUCUGCUGAGUACCGAUACCGAAGUCUCUGUCGCUCCUCUCUCCCGUAACGCCGCCAAGAAGCCUAAGCCCAAGGCCGUGUCUCAGCCAGAUGGCAAAGGGGAUGAGAACAAGUCCAAAGGGAAGGAAGACACAGCGAAGAAACACCCUCCUCAAAUCCUUCGCAUACUACCCUUGCGUCUCAUCCCCGCUCUUGGCUCACCCACGACCCCAGAAGCAUCUGCUUCUACAGGCCCGCGAAUACCCCAACCUCUUCACCCGACGAUUCCCUCCACCCCCUCAGCACCGAUAGACGCAUACAUCUCACCGCACACCCUCGCCGACUUACUCGCGUGUGACUAUCCGCCCCCACGCGAAAAGGCGACACGGAAGGAAGCGAAAGACAGGGGUGCAUUGGAGGAGGGCGUGUGGGUGGCUGCGACGCACGAUGUGAUCCCGAGUCAUGUUGUGUUUCUGGGGCCGCUGGAGGGUGAGAUGGAGGAGUGGGAUUUGCUUCAGUGCGUAUAUGCUUCGUAUAUUCACUUCGUCAUUCAUUUCUCAUCCUCGUUCUGCAGCGCAACUGCAACAGGCGACCGUCAUGGGUUGAUCGGCGUUGAUGAGCAGCUGCGUGACUGCUUCGAGACGGCCAUGGCGUGUCUUGCAUUAGGCGCUUCGACGAGCAAACGCAUGCGCGGAGUGCCGGGCAUGCUCAUCACCGGCCGCGCUGGCACGGGCAAGACGAGUUUUGCGAACGCUGUUGCGAGAGCAGUGCAAGAGGACGGGCGGACGUUGGCUUACGUGCAUAAGAUCGAUUUGGAGGCGUAUGCGUCAAAGCCGGUGAAGGCACUAAAAGAACUGUUCCACUACGCGUACGCAAAGGUGGCGUGGCAUCGCCCGGCCGUGCUUGUGUUUGAGAAUGUGGAUAAGGUCAUGGGUGCUGAGAAGGAGAACGAAGACUCCUUCCGGACACGCAACAUCACCGAGCUCUUCGUCGCCCAGUUCAGCAGCACCGCACGGCAGUUCGCGCCCGACACGCGCGGGAUCGUCAUGCUCGCGACGGCACAGAGCCACGCGGGCGUGCACCCGCUCCUAAGCACGAAGCACCUCUGGCGCGGCGUGUGGGCGCUCAUGCCGCCCGGGCGGGACGCGCGGAAGGCUGUGAGCCUCUUCUCUUCUCUUCCCUUUCCUCCGCCCUCUCUGGGACAUCUGAUCGAGAAGCGGCUGAAGCACGCGCCGAGUCUGAGGCAGGACGAGCAGGAUCCGCCGAACGUGUCGUUGGUGGCGUCGGCGACGGAGGGGUUUGCGCCUGCGGAUCUGGAUGAUCUGGUGGGCAGGGCGGUGCAUCAGGCUGCGAUGCGUGCUGUGGCGGUGCGUGCGGAGGUGGCUGGUGAUGUCGUUAAUGGGCAGACGCCAGGAACGGCGCUGAGCGCCGCGGACUUUGUCAGCGCGCAGAAAGAUUUUGUCCCGCUCUCGCUGCGCGACGUGCCGCUGCAGAAGUCCGAUGUCGAGUGGGCGGACGUCGGCGGGCUGGGAAAGACGAAGCGCGUGCUGCGCGAGACGAUCGAGUGGCCGACCAAGUACGCGGUCGUGUUCAGGCAGUCGCCGCUCAGGCUGCGGAGCGGGAUCAUGCUCUACGGCUACCCCGGGUGCGGCAAGACGAUGCUCGCGAGCGCCGUCGCGAAGGAAUGCGGGCUCAAUUUUAUCAGCGUCAAGGGCCCCGAGUUGCUCAACAAGUACAUCGGCGCGUCUGAGCAGUCUGUCAGGGAUAUAUUUGAGCGCGCGACGUCGGCGAAGCCGUGCGUGCUGUUCUUUGACGAGUUUGAUUCGAUUGCGCCGAAGCGAGGGCACGACAGCACGGGUGUGACGGACCGGGUGGUGAACCAGAUGUUGACGCAGAUGGAUGGGGCAGAGGGGUUGGAAGGUGUUUAUGUGCUUGCUGCUACGAGUCGACCGGACCUCAUCGACCCUGCGCUCCUCCGGCCCGGACGUUUAGACAAGUCCCUCUUGUGCGAUAUGCCCGACGAAUCCGACCGUAAAGAGGCAAGUCCUUCGCUCCUCAGCCUUAUCCUGGAAGCUGUCAGCCGCAAAGUGGCUACCGACGCCUCGGUCGACCUUGGCGAGAUCGCGGCGCAGACGGAGGGAUACUCAGGCGCGGACCUGCAGGCGCUCGUGUACAACGCGCAUCUCGCCGUCGUGCACGCUGCGAUUGCCGAGCAGCCCAAGGUGUCGAGGUCGGCUGGGGCUGGGGACAAGCCUGCGCUCAAGUUCGUCAAGAUGGGAGGGAAGGACGGUGGGAGUGCCGGAGUGAAGAUGUCGAAGGCGGAUGAGCGGGUUAUUCAGGAUAGGCUCGAACGCAUCAGGGCGGCCUCGAGGGGCGAGCAGAUGGGGAAGAAGGUCGCUGUUGCGUCUGGGGCAGCCGCUAGGCAGCAUGAAGUAUCACAAGCUCAUCUGCUCGAGGCACUCAAGACGACACGGCCGUCUGUCGCUUUCGAGGAGCAGGCGCGUCUGCGGAGAAUAUAUCAGGAGUUCACGUCUGAGCGAGGAGGGAAGCUGCCUGCGCCGCCAACGGAGCAGGGGGUGGGAAGCCGAUCAUCUUUGAUGUAA